Molecule: messenger RNA, 672 nt
Organism: Aspergillus caelatus
Lineage: Eukaryota; Fungi; Ascomycota; Eurotiomycetes; Eurotiales; Aspergillaceae
Product: GNAT family N-acetyltransferase
Exons: 3
Coding region: 1-672 (223 amino acids)
Molecular function (GO): acyltransferase activity, transferring groups other than amino-acyl groups
Source: RefSeq, a predicted model, not a curated record
AUGACAACUUGGAAAAUAGAACCCUGCUCCGUUAAAGAUGCCGCCGCUCUGGCGCGGAACAACAUGGCCGCCUUCUGGGAGGAUCCAAACUGGAUCACCCUAUGGCCGAAAGAUAUGAAACGGGAGUUUAUCAUCGAACAAUCGGCAAAGCGACAGCCGCGUAAUCUUCUGCGCGACCGCGAGAAAGUACGACAUCAGAAGGCUGUAGACCCCAUACUUCCGCCCGGGCACCGGACCGCAGAGAAUGGCAGUCCUGCGUGGGCCGAGGCACAGGUACCGGAUGUUAGUGAAGAUGAGAAAAAGCGGUACCAGGAACUGGCUGAAUCGGCCUGGUGGAGUCCGAGAGAGGACAUGGACAGCCUUGACGAUAAGAAUCACGUUGUAAUGGACCGCAUCUUGGCGGAGAAACCGUAUAUCAGACUUGACUAUCUGGCUGUUCACCCGGAGAACAAGGGAAAAGGAAUCGGCACAGCCCUGGUUGCAAAUGGAAUUAAACAUGCUGAACAUGCUAGAGUCCCCAUUUUUACUUUGGCUUUCAAGGCAGGACGCGGGGUUUAUGCGAGACUUGGCUUUCAAGAAGUCGAUAGAAUUAUUCAGGAUGAUUCGAAGUAUGGUGGACCUGGUGAAUAUGCAGCGUACUUCAUGAUAUAUGAUGUCCCUGGGGAUGUGUGA